Molecule: messenger RNA, 444 nt
Organism: Phragmites australis (common reed)
Lineage: Eukaryota; Viridiplantae; Streptophyta; Magnoliopsida; Poales; Poaceae
Exons: 2
Coding region: 1-444 (147 amino acids)
Source: RefSeq, a predicted model, not a curated record
AUGCUAGCAUACGAUGCUCUUGCAGACUCUCUGGAUGAGUGCCUCCGGCUAGUGGAGAGCACCAUCAUUGAGAGCAUGAGCCAGUUUGUUCGUGCUGUCGUCGAGGUGUUCAGCAAUGAGUACCUCCGUGCUCUGAACGAGGAGGACAUUGCUCGCUUGCUUGCUAUCAACGAGCGAAGAGGGUUCCCCGGGAUGCUGGGAAGCAUUGACUGCAUGCAUUGGAGGUGGAAGAACUGUUCUCUAAACAACAUCAACGUGCUGCACCGAUCACAUCUCCUUGACAAUCUUGCCGCUAGCGAGGCACCAAAGGUACAAUACUCCAUUAAUGGACAGUACUACCUUACAGACGGCAUCUAUCCGGAGUGGGCUACGUUCGUGAAGCCCAUACAAUCUACAGUCGGGAGGAAGCAGCAACACUUCGUGGUUCAAAAGGCGGCAGCAUGA